CCCCCUCGUUCUGUCUAACUUAAACAUUCUUGAAUCAUUCAUAGUGUUUUCUACUUUAUGAACGCUUUCUACUCCAGCUGAACUUUGGAUUAUCCAAACAGAGAGGAAAGAUUUGGAAAUAGGAAACAAAAGGAUGGAUGAAGAGAGUGGAAUAGAGAGAAAGGCAUCGCCAUGGGCACUGAAACAUACACAGAGAAAUCAGGAAGAAGCGGGCCCAUUGAGAUACAAGUGGAAGAGAUGCUCGCUUCAUACGCUGUUCAACCCUGGCUGAUCAGGGACGGAAGAGCUGGAGCUGAGGCCAAGCAUCAACCUUCUCUACAUACAGUGUUAAUGGCUCUCAAAUGACAGGAGACAAAUUCACACUUUGACUUUUGAGCACUAAACAACCUUCAGGCAGAGCUGUGCUGGGCAAUGUCACUGUCAAAUAGUGUAAACAGGAAGAGCAGGCACUGUAUGUGAGUGCACACAGAUGAAUUUAUAGUUAUGGAAGGGAUAUUUUUGUUCAUUUAAAUGGUUAAAUUAAAGAUUAGAAUACUGCUGAAUCUCUAUCAUCAAAAUGACAGAGGUGAGUUUAGAUGAAGACGUACCAGACCAGAGUGAAUUGAUGUCAGCCAGUAUUUGAUAGAUGUCUACACAGACUUUCGCUCUGUGCAUACUCAGAUGGAAAUCAAUAGCUCCACUCAACCGAUGGAAUUUGCCUUUUAAGAAUUGUAAUUGUGUCUGGAGAGCCCAACAGGUCCGCCUGUGAGCAAAAAUGCUGCUCUGCUGGACUGCAGAUAAGGAGAUAACAACAUGUGCCAUGUGCACAAUCACUGCGUAUUUUUGGAGAAACUAAUGUUUUCAAAUGAAUGAUGAUGUGGCCACUGAUUUGUGUCCAGAGAUUAUAUUCAUUGUACAUCAAAAUCUGUUUGCUCAACUGGUGCCAUGCAAGCUGUGUUCUUUUUUUUCUCCACAACAACAUACAGCGAUUCAGUAAAGUGUGGCAUAGUUACAGCUUUAAAGGAUUAUUGAAGAAGUAAUAAUUUGCAUCAAAUUUUCUUUGUAUACGAAUAUACAUGUUUGAUAUCAAUAUAUUUCAGGCAUUUUUCUACAGAGACUUUAACAUUUAAAGAGAUGAUAUUUUUGAUAUUGUGUUGGAUGACUGAGAGGUAUUUUGAUGAAAGCUGACAUUCCCUCGAGGUACAUGUUUCCCAGCAGGGCAGAGCAGGAUGAGUUAUUUAUUUUUGCAGGAUAGUGUUUGUAUGGAUGAAAAAACUUCAGCAUUGCCACUACAAGAAAAUAUACAGAACAGGUUGUAUUGUGAGAAAGAAAAUGUUGGGUGGUGAAGAAAAGUGACAUAAACCAAAUACCUAGUUGUGCUUUAUCAGACAGGAGGCAUGGGGCUAAAUGAAUGCAUGACUGACUCUUCACUUUGUCCUGCCAUCACUGUGUUUUUCUAUGCAUUUCUGUGGAGAGGCUGUCUGUUGGUGGAUCCAACAUGCAGGGUGCUCUGCUCUCCAUAAUAUAGAGUUAAGAAAUAAUUGUCUCUCAUUUCCUCAUAUGAUGUCCAACAGGUAAAUCCUGCAGUCACUGUAAACCUGAUAAAGUUUCAUGUUGCUUUGGCCAAUGAGCCAUUGGUAAUGAAAUAAUUAAAAAAAAGUUUACUUAUAUAGCACUUAUCGAAACCAGAGAAGGACAAAAUCAAAAUAUAAAGAAUAAAAAGUAAGAGGAAUAUUACUAUAAAUAAGCAAACACAUAUUCAUAGGUCAUUCUAGCCACUAAAGGGUUCAGAAAUGUUUGCUGAUGAACAACACAACUUCACCUAGACUGAAUUCACAACCAGACUUUGGAUCAAUUAAAAAAAAAAAAAAAAAAAAACAGUUUUAAAGAUGAUUGGAAUGUCUCAAAAAAGCUGUCAGUGAUAUUUUGUUGUGUGUCCACAAACUGUUGGGAAAUAACUUGUGAGAAGUAAACACUUUGCAUUUAAUGUGUGUGUAUCUGUGUGUAUACUUUAAACUGAACAAUAACUUUAGUGUUGAUUUUAUGUCCGUACUCUCUAUUCUAAACUGCAGUGGCUGCAGAUUAAUCUUUCCUAAUGUCAAGACUCGAUGAACUGGGUGUUAAAUAGAGGAAAUUAAACUGACUGCAAGAACACCGCACUUAAUCAAAGUAACCAAAAAGCUGUUUCAAAAAGAAAAAUGCAUUCACUGGCAUCAGCAGCUGCAUCAGUUAAUUGAAGAUUAGUGGGACGAGAUAGCAGGCCGGCGGUGCUAAAGGCCAUCAACUGUCUCCAGAAGAUAUUCUAAUGAAUUCAUGGUGGUUUGUCAUGGUCAUACACGCUAGAACCCGGCUGCAGCCAGCAGCUCAGCUCCAUAAAAUGAAGGACAGGGCAGUAGUGGCCGUUGGGACAGAGAGGUCGUCUAGAGACUGGAGCAUCAUAAGUUCAAACCCAUGAACCGGAAAAAUAUGCUAAGAAAAUGUGCAUAAGAAAAGCACAUUCUUAACUCACUGCCUUGGUGCCCUCCAGUAAGGCACACAAACUCCGAAGAGGACAGAGGUUGUGCUGUGCAGCUGUUUGUAUGUGAAUGGGUAGCAAGUAAGUGCUAGCGAUAAAACACAAAAUGCCUUUAAUUCUAGGGUGCUUUUGUUGUACCAUUUUGUCUAAGUAUGUAUAUGUAUCGGCAAAUGUUUACUCUGUUUUUAAGUUAUCUUUUCAUGUGGACCAUAGAACACCAGGUACAAAUCAAAAAUCACUACAUUAAGACUAUUACAUGAAUUUAGAGAAAUUGCAAACUGUUUAAACACUGUUUGAGAUUUCUGAAAAUUAAAAACAACAACAACAACAACAAAAGAUUAUUCCUCAAAAUAUUAACUUUAAAUUCUUCACUUAAGGUGAACAAAAUGACCACAUUUCGCGAAGUAGUUGCCUUGUUAUAUUAAUUACAUCAUAAUAUGUUAGUGUGAGGGAGUCUGCAGACGAACAAUGCAGUGUCAGAUUUGGGCAACAUAUCUUGUUUAAUUUAAAAAAUAAAAAUGGCAGUUGAAGUCUUUUUAAGGACCUCUAAUAAAGUUUUAUUUAAAUACAUCAAAUCUGGACCUCAUUAACCUUCGAGAGACCAAAAGCCGGUUUCAGAUUCAUGAAAACUGGUGUAAUUCAUCAGGUGAAACUGCGGACAGCAGCCUCCUCUACAAGGGCAAAGUCGGGGUGCGCAUGUUUCAAAGUACCGCAUAUCCGUACAGCACACCUCACAGGGGCGGCAUUGAGUUGUAAGGGUAACUCCGCCCGGUUAAGGUGGCCGCAUACUACACAACAGACAUACCACUCUCGGUUGAUCACGUGACAGGGGAACGAAAGAAAAAAGAAAGAAGGGAGGAAGAAAGAAAAAUGAAAUAAACAGCGAAAAGACUGACAGAAGAAGAAAACGCCUUUAUUUACAGUCUUCAUCCGAGGGGACAGAAAAAGUCAGACGAAGAAGAAGAAGGUGGAGACUUGGUCCAGAUGUGAUGGAGGACAGAGGUGGAUGUCUGCUGGAUAUGAGAUAAGCACGUAAAUAAAGAAUCUGCUGCGGAAAAGGAGGAGGGAGAAGAUGAAGCUGAACGAACGUAGCGUGGCGCACUACGCCACCUGUGACUCACCGCCAGAUAAGACGGGCUUCCUGUUCAAGAAGGGUGAGCGCAACACAGCUUAUCACCGCCGCUGGUUCGUCCUGAAGGGAAACAUGCUUUUCUACUUUGAAGAGCGUGACAGCAGAGAGCCCAUCGGUGUGAUUGUCCUUGAAGGAUGCACCGUGGAGCUCUGCGAGUCAGCCGAGGAGUUUGCCUUUGCCAUCAAGUUUGAUUGUGCCAAAGCACGGGUGUACAAGAUGGCCGCUGAGAACCAAGCAGCCAUGGAGUCGUGGGUGAAAGCGUUGUCGAGGGCCAGCUUUGACUACAUGAGGCUGGUGGUGAAGGAGCUGGAGAGGCAGCUGGAGGAGAUCCAGGAGGCUGCAGGAGGCAGCUUGGUCGGGGCUGGAGUUGGAGGCCCGCAGGGCAGGCCUAAGUCCUCCAGGCGAAACCAGGUGGCACGGUCCAGGUCUGGAGCAUCAUCCUCUUCAUCUUCUUCAUCCUCCAUGUCAUCAUCAUCAUCUAGUGCCCCUCCCAUGUCAGGCUCAUUAUCUGGCCAGAGGAGCCUCCAGGACGAGGUGCAGCUCAUCUCUGGGUGUUCCAAAGAGAAUGGGGUUGCAUGGAGUAAACCACCAGCUGCCUUAGCUAACGGCUUUGUGGAGGGAGCCUCGUCUUGCGUGGCCUGGGAAGGCUGCGCAGACUCUGGGAAUGUGGGUGGUUAUGGGGCCGAUGGAGUCAGAGCUCCACCAGUGCCGCCCAGGAGAAGAGGAGCAUCUCUGGAAAGCCCCGUCUCUCCAGGCACCGGCUGCUUCUCCAAACUCCAUGACUGGUACGGCAGAGAGGUGGAGGAACUGAGGGUGCAGUGGCUGCAAAGCCAGUGAACUGACAGAGGUGGAUAAUCUCUUUAUUCCACACUUAUUCCAUUCCUUCCUGAUCAUUCUACACUGUUAAACCCUUCUGAACCCAACAGAAAGGCGAGAAAACUAAUUGCAAGUUAUAGUCUUAUUGCCAUUAGAAAAACGACAGCUAUAAAUUCUAGAUUGAUUCCAAAUCUUGUCUGGCACAGGGGAAGCAAUCUGUCUUAAAUGUUAACACUAUCUUUUGUACAAUCCAAGAAACACACCAUAUGCUCUUUUCCACAUAAAGACAUUUUAUUGCCAGUGACAAUAAAAAUGAUGAGAGUACAAUGUUUAAAAUGGCAAUCAUCUAUUAAAAAUCGCCAAUUUUUCUAACACACUGCAGAGACCUUGGCUUUGAUUGGUCUCAGUCGGUACAAUUCAGAAAAAAUAUGCUACUAUAUUGUCAGUCAGUGUUCAAGUUUCCCCCUCCUUUCUAGCUCCUAUAUAUCUAAAUGUACUUGUGCAAUUGCUUUGUGGCCAUUUAAGCUCUAAGGACCUUGAAAAUAUAAUGCUUUCGUGAGUUGUACAUGAAAAUUACUUGGUCGCGCACCUGGACAAUACAGUAAACAAAUAGUAACUGCUACAAUCCCCACAGUUAAGUUUAUUUCUAAUGGAAAGGAAAAGCCUGAGAUGGUUUCUGUUUCUUGAAAGCCACAUAAAUAGACAAAUCCACAUAGAUCCCGUUGUUAUGACACAAUAACCACAACAUACAGUGGUGAAGCUGACACACAAUCCUGCAGCUCAAUGCUUAAAGUUCCUAUUUGGUGCUAUCUGAAUGUAGUGAGGAAACUGUUUAGUGCUUUUCUGAACUAAGGAAAUUAAAGAACGAGCAAAGAAACGGUUUUAUGACAUGGACACCAGAGCAGUUAGCAGCUUUCAAGGUACAAAUCCAUGAUGUUUCCUACAACUUCUAACCUCCUGAACUCUUACAUUGCUUUAAUGUUGUGACUUAUAGCAAAGUGAGGAUACUCUGGCAAUAAGAACAAACUAGUCCAAAUUCUCCUCCAGUCUCCCACCGUGGCAUCGCUCACCCGGGAGGCCUUGUGGUUGCUAAUGUCAGAGCAUCCUCUCGACAGUUACCGGGGACUGUGGCGGGAGCUGGAUGUCUGGCUCAGAGCAACACACCCUUUAUUUUUAGCCCUUGUUAGCCAGUGGCCAGAUGAUGCUGUGUCAUAAGAGAGCUUGUCACUUAGUUCUCUGUCGACGUUUGUAUUUAAUAAAGGAAGAAAGUUUAUCCUUGAACUUGCAGAACUUGACGCGAUCGUUUCACUUUAUACAAUCAAAUCAUCCCAUGUUUGUUACAACUGAUUAGCCUGAAUGUUACUAAAUGAGUGUAAAUGUUGUCGGCCCACACUGUAUGUGAACAUCUAACCUCUUGGUUUAUAUAUAUUUACUAUUCCAUGUUGGAAAUUAACACUAACAGUCCUCACAGUGGGCCUUUAAAAAUUAUUGCUCAUACUGAAUUUCUAUAUCCAAUCAUAGAGCUGUUUACAUUUUUGUUUUAUAUGUGCCUUAUGUUAUCUUUAUAACUCGGUUUUUGUACUUGCAAACAUUACCAUGUGACUACAUCAAUGGGAGGGACUGACUCAUCCUCUUUUCCAACUGUAGUGCUCUUCCUUUCUUUCCUUUCUUUCUUGCCAAAGGCUCAUCUUGGUGCAAUCACUUUUUGACAAUGGCUCAGUUACUUCAGUCUGCAUCGGUGCACAGCGCUAUCAUUACUGUUACACACUUGGCUUGUCCCGAAACAACACUGUGGGAACAAGUGCUACAGUGUGGGUUCUGUUUUUUUUGUUUUUUUAAAAAAAAAUACCAAUACUGAAACUGUAUACUUUUUAGACACAUUAUCUACAAUUACAGCUGGUGCAUUUCCAGCUCCAGGUGUGUGUGUGUUACUGUAAUUACAGACUAAAUGAAUAUGUGAACGUGUCAAAUUUACCACGUAAAUGAGAAUUAUACCAAUCUGUUUUUCAAGAGUGCCAAGUGAAGAAGCACAAUGAAAUUUUUUCCAUGAAUUUCUAUCAUUCUAAUAACAGUUUUCAAUGCUAUCGUGUAAAUAAUACAUUGAAUAACCAAUAGUAUUUAAUACAUUGUCCUAUUAUGGUACUCUGAAAAAAUGUUUUGCUGUAAACCAUUCAAUAAACAAUGUUCAUAUCUUA
Molecule: messenger RNA, 6637 nt
Organism: Amphiprion ocellaris (clown anemonefish)
Lineage: Eukaryota; Metazoa; Chordata; Actinopteri; Pomacentridae
Gene: pheta1
Product: PH domain containing endocytic trafficking adaptor 1
Exons: 4
Coding region: 3567-4463 (298 amino acids)
Biological process (GO): retrograde transport, endosome to Golgi; endosome organization; receptor recycling
Cellular component (GO): early endosome; trans-Golgi network; recycling endosome
Source: RefSeq, a predicted model, not a curated record